GCUGGACCUUGAUCCACUCGCACGCUUGUCUGUCUGCGUGAUAAGCGCGUGUGCGUGGAAGUGUGCGUGUAUACGCGCGCGUGUGAGUGUGUGCGUGUGUGGAGAGGGCAGAUACAGUAGAAAGUCGGCAGUGUUCUUCCACAUAAGCGAGCAAGAGUUGAACUUGGUGCGAUGGCGUACGGACGACUUCUUUCUGGGUCACCCGGAGCGUUUUAAAAAAAACGGAAAAGUCAGCUUCGUCCCACAAGCGUUUUUGUGCACGAGGAAUAGCAACAAAGAACGGGAGCGCGCAUUCAUGGGACGCGACUUUGACAGGUUUCGCCUGUAACUUAAUUUUUAUUUAUUUUUUAUUGUAUUUUUUGAACCGACGGUUCGCGAGGAGAUCAUGGCCGAGGCGGCUCUCCCCGACGUGGCCAUCGACCCGGAUUUCGAGCCGCAGCAGCGGCCCAGGUCGUGCACCUGGCCCCUUCCACGUCCGGACUCGGGCGCCGUGAAGCCGGAGAGCAACGACAUCAUCCCCGAGGAGGAGGACGACGAAGAGGACGGCGCGAACCAGCAUAUGGCGGUCGGUGGGAACGCGUCCGACCGGAGCAGCAGCAGCCCUCUCCCCGACGGCGCGCUCUCCUCCCCCGGGCAGGAGAGCGGAGGCUCGCCGCGCUCCGCGCACUCUCCCUCGGCCGCCUCCGGUGCGCUCACCCCCAGCGGCUUGGCCGUCCAGCAGACCCCGAGGAAGGCGUCGUCUCGCCGGAACGCCUGGGGAAACCUCUCCUACGCCGACCUCAUCACCAAGGCCAUCGAGAGCACCCCGGACAAGAGACUGACGCUGUCGCAGAUUUACGAGUGGAUGGUGAGAUCCAUCCCCUACUUUAAGGACAAAGGAGACAGCAACAGCUCUGCAGGAUGGAAGAACUCCAUCCGCCACAACCUGUCCCUGCACAGCCGUUUCAUCCGUGUCCAGAACGAGGGCACAGGCAAGAGUUCCUGGUGGAUGAUCAACCCUGACGGAGGAAAGGGCGGCAAAGCCCCUCGCCGCCGCGCCGUCUCCAUGGACAACAGCAACAAGUACACCAAGUCGGCCCGUGGCCGUGCCGCCAAAAAGAAGGCGGCCCUGCAGGCUGCGGCAGCCGCGGCCGGCGAAGGCGGCGCAGACAGUCCCUCCGGUCUGUCCAAAUGGCCGGGGAGCCCGACGUCGCGAAGCAGCGAGGAGCUGGACGCCUGGACGGACUUCCGCUCCCGCACCAACUCCAACGCCAGCACUCUAAGCGGCCGCCUGUCCCCCAUCCUGGCCAACCCGGAGCUGGACGAGGUUCCUGAUGACGAGCCGCCUCUCUCGCCGAUGCUCUACGCCAGCCCCGGCAGGGCUUUGUCCCCAGGGAAUGCGGCCAACACGCCCAACGGGAAGGCCGUCCCCGCAGAGCUGCCUCGCCUGGCGGACCUGGCUGGUACCAUGAACCUGAAUGACGGCAUCACAGAUGACAUGAUGGACGAACUGCUGGAUAACAUCAACUUGGUGCCAACCACUCCGGGACAAGUCCCUUUAAACGGCUCCUCAGGGUUCGCUUUUGUCCCCAAAACCAACGGGCUGAUCUCGCCGUCCCCGGCUCCCGCCCCCGCCUCCAACUCUCCGUCCAACGGCGGCGGUAACUUCAGCAACUCCAUCUUCGGCCCGCACGCACCGGGCUCCUCCCUGCGUCCGGCGCCCAUGCAGACCAUCCAGGAGAACAAGCAGACGUCCUUCUCCGGCAUCGGCACUUCGCGCUUCGGGAGCGUGAUGCUGCAAGACCUGCUCAACUCGGAAAGCCACAUCCCUAGCGACGUCAUGAUGACGCAGUCGGACCCGCUGAUGUCGCAAGCCAGCGCCGCCGCUGUCGUUUCCCAGAACUCGCGCCGCGGCCUCAUGCUCCGAAACGAUCCCAUCAUGACGUUCGGAACCGGCAGCGGACUUCAGGGCAGCCAGGGGGAGAUGGUCCAGAGCAACAACCACAACCAGAGCGCCAUGAGGUCCAUGAACAGAGGUCUGAAUCUGACCAACGAAGUGAACUCUCUGGCCAAACAGCAGCUCCUUCUGUCGCCCGUGGGGGUGAACGGCUCCUCCUCCAUGCAGAUUGACACCUCCAUCUUCUUGAACGGAGCAGUGAGCGGCACCGGGGGACUCUGCCAGGACCGCUUCCCCACAGAUCUGGACCUGGACAUGUUUAACGGCAGCCUGGAGUGUGACAUGGACUCUAUCAUCAGGAACGAGCUGAUGGACGCCGAUGGCCUGGACUUUAACUUUGACUCACUGGCGAACAUGAACGGCGUUGGCGGCUUCACGGCCACCAAGCAGGCGUCUCAGAGCUGGGUACCCGGUUGAGGAGCUUCCCCGUGGAGCAGGUCCGAACUGUGUACUGCAGGAGGAACACAAAUCCAGACCCGCACUCUUUUUAUUUGCCAAAAGCAGCCAUCAGCACAUCAAAUACCAACCUUGUGUUUACAGAGGAAGACUUGUCGAGAGCUUUAACGCUUUGCUCCAAAGCCCCGCCACUUACCCUCCAAACCUCCCCCGCUCCUUCGUUGACGAGGCGGGAAAAGGCCCGACGAGACUUCUCGGGGGGAAAAAAAGCCUCCUCCAAAAAAAACAUAAAGUGGCGGAAUUAUGCGAGUGGCCGCGAAAGAGACAUCAGAUGGAGGCGGACAAAUGGCGUGCUGGAAGUCUUGUCUUGUAUUUUCCUCCCUGAUUUGAAAUGUUUUUGUUUGUUUUCUGACCUAUAAUCGCUUCUACGUGGACAUGAGUUAGCGAUGAAACGCCGCGCACGUCCACUUUUGAAUUUGAAGGGCGUUUGUGUCCGACGGCGGAAGGAUACAGGAAGAAAAAUAGUCCCUUUGUGGGUGUUUGUGUGCAGCGCAAGAAGGCUUUUAAAUGAUACAUGUAUGAUGUAGC
Messenger RNA from Nerophis lumbriciformis (worm pipefish), 2920 nucleotides. It is a transcript of the gene foxo3b, whose product is annotated as forkhead box O3b. NCBI's taxonomy places the organism in Eukaryota, Metazoa, Chordata, Actinopteri, Syngnathiformes, Syngnathidae. The record is from RefSeq and is a predicted model, not a curated record. Gene Ontology annotation, biological process: regulation of transcription by RNA polymerase II. Gene Ontology annotation, cellular component: mitochondrial matrix; nucleus. Gene Ontology annotation, molecular function: RNA polymerase II cis-regulatory region sequence-specific DNA binding; DNA-binding transcription factor activity, RNA polymerase II-specific.